This is a messenger RNA of Zerene cesonia (dogface butterfly), 3772 nucleotides long. RefSeq names its product guanine nucleotide-binding protein G(o) subunit alpha (gene Galphao). Gene Ontology annotation, biological process: adenylate cyclase-modulating G protein-coupled receptor signaling pathway. The transcript has 6 exons. Lineage: Eukaryota; Metazoa; Arthropoda; Insecta; Lepidoptera; Pieridae. Gene Ontology annotation, cellular component: heterotrimeric G-protein complex. The annotation marks the transcript as partial. The record is from RefSeq and is a predicted model, not a curated record. Gene Ontology annotation, molecular function: GTPase activity; G-protein beta/gamma-subunit complex binding; GTP binding.
AUCAACAGAAUUAUUCACGAGAGUGGCUUCACAAAUGAAGACUUCAAACAGUAUCGGCCUGUCGUGUACAGCAACACGAUCCAAUCGCUAGUCGCCAUAUUACGUGCUAUGCCAAACUUGGGCAUCACCUAUGGAAAUAAGGACCGCGAGAGCGACGGCAAGAUGGUGUUCGACGUGAUCCAACGGAUGGAGGACACGGAGCCGUUCAGCGAGGAGCUGCUGGCCGCCAUGAAGAGGCUUUGGUCGGACGCCGGCGUGCAGGAGUGCUUCGGCCGCUCGAACGAGUACCAGCUAAACGAUUCCGCCAAAUAUUUCUUGGACGAUCUGGACCGGUUAGGCGCCAGAGAUUACCAACCCACCGAGCAAGACAUCCUUAGGACCAGAGUCAAAACUACCGGCAUCGUCGAAGUGCAUUUCUCCUUCAAAAACCUCAAUUUCAAAUUGUUCGAUGUGGGCGGUCAGCGGUCGGAGCGGAAGAAGUGGAUCCACUGCUUUGAAGAUGUGACCGCGAUCAUAUUCUGCGUUGCCAUGUCCGAGUACGACCAGGUGCUGCACGAAGACGAGACAACGAACCGCAUGCAGGAGAGCUUGAAGCUCUUCGACUCGAUCUGCAACAACAAGUGGUUCACGGACACCAGCAUCAUCCUGUUCUUGAACAAGAAGGAUCUGUUCGAGGAGAAGAUCCGCCGGUCGCCGCUCACCAUCUGCUUCCCGGAGUACACCGGUGCACAAGAGUACGGCGAGGCGGCCGCGUACAUCCAGGCGCAGUUCGAGGCGAAGAACAAGUCGACCACGAAGGAGAUCUACUGCCACAUGACGUGCGCCACCGACACCAACAACAUCCAGUUCGUGUUCGACGCCGUCACUGACGUCAUCAUCGCCAACAACCUGCGCGGCUGCGGCCUCUACUAGACGCGCUACACUCUACACUAGUGGGAAUGGACCAUAGACAAGAACGAUUUUUUUUUCCCAGCCCGGAUACCAGCCUCUUUAACUAUAUUUUUUCCGCCCGGAUACGAGCCCUUUUGAUUGGAUUGGUACAAGUUUUAUCGUUUCAAGAAACCCGUUCGACGGCUAUGUAAAUUCUCACUAGGCGCAGUCCACUAUUGUAUAAUGAUAAUGUCCAAUUUUAAUCAUUUGUGUCGACGAUGUGAUGUUUCGUUUGAUUCAGUUGCUAUUUGGACAUGAUUCAGAGUACGUAGUGUUUCGCUCCGAUGUAUAAGACGGAUGGGGGAGCAUUUAUUUAUAACGCCGUUAGUGCGGCGGCGGGUGCGUACCUGUGCGUACCUGAGCGUACCUGAGCGUACCUGUGCGUAUGCGUAUGCGGGUGCAGCCCGCCGCGGCGGGACGGCCACAGUAUGUUUAAGCUUUGAAACCGACGCACGUCGCUUGCGGCAUGUCCGCCCGCGCUGCAGCGUGCGACUAGAUCCGAAUCGGUCCCCACUCUCUGUAACAUACGCCAUUUAGUUCGUUCGUCGUUGCCCGGACCCGUGACCCGUGACCCGUGACCCGUGAACAGUUAGCGGUUGCGUGUUAGAUGUCUAGUGUUCGAUUCUAAAGUUUGGUGCUAGAUGCGUCGACGGAUUCGGUUGUGUUCGAGGUCUAGUCGCCGCGCAGCCGCGGGCCGCGAGCAGUUCCGUGUACGGCCGCUUAUAUACUCACUCUCUUACGGACCAAUACCAGAUGGAACCAAUAUUUAGCGCCGACAAGUAGUGAUGCACGACAGGCCUACUUAACUGUUACAAAUAUCAUUCCAUUAAGAAUUUAACUUGGUCACGACGAGAUGAUUUAUUUUUUUAUGAACUUUUCGAUGCACAACUGUAGCCGCGGCGGUUGUAGGGACGUUUCAUUUUUGCAUUUGUAGCGUUGUCGCGACGCCUAUCUUAGUAUUUAUUUAAGUUAAGUCAUGUUAGCACAAAAUGUUUAUUCCUAUAAGAGCAUUAAUCGUUUAUUCAAUAUACAAUGUUUUAAUAAUUCUUUUUUUUUUGUGUUCAUAUUUUUUCUAUAUCACUUUACAAUAACCAUAAGGUGUAGCCGUUUAAGAUCUACUCUUUGUAAUCAAUUAUAAAAUCGUUUUAGGUAUUUAUUUCGUGUAGCGUAUUUAUAAAUCGUACGUAUAUGAUGUAACAGACGUUUUUAAUUUUAUCGAUAAGUGUAAUCAACAUUUAUGGUCUUGUUAGUCGGAGAUUAUCAUUAUAAAUAAAUGUGGCGAAUGGCAGUUGUAUAGUUAGAUGUGACAUGCGUGAGCUGUGAGCAGUGAGCUGUGAGCAGUGAGCUGUGAGCAGUGAACUGUGAGCUGUGAGCACUCAAAGCUGGAGCAGCUCCGAGCUGCACACAACACCGACUCGGUUCUGUUCGCACUGUGUAAGAUAUGUGAGUAUAUAACCUUGUAUACACUCGCGAAUUGGCGUUAGCUCCAUUAUACAUAUAUAUACUAUAUAACAUAAUUUAUUAUUAAUAAUAAAAUAAAAAAAAUCUUACUUUUAAGCAUUAGUACAGUAACUGUAUCAAUAAACAUUAAUUAAUAAUGCAAUUAGAAGGUAACCUUUACUAUCGUCAUAGUUAGGUCAUUUUCAUUUUAUGUUUAUUGAGUAUGUAAAAAGUGAUUACUUAAAUGAAAAUGUAACGCCUCCGUGCGACCGCGCGGGCCACUCCGCUCGCCGGAGCUCUCAGAACCAAAGAUUUUAUCGUUAAAUACUUUAAGAACUUAUCAAUGUAUCUUAUAAUUAUCACUCGAAAUCGACGUAACUACUAUUUUUCGUAGAUCCCACUUACUGAUAAUUAAUUUGUUGAAGGAAAUUCGGGAGUGGCCCGCGAUCCGAGCGUUCGCUCGCUUGUUGCUAGGUAGGUUUUUUACUGUUAUGUAACAAUAUGUGUAUGUAAAACAAAACUAAUAAUUAUAAUUAGCGCAGUUAUACAUUUGAUCCGAAAUGUACGUAUAAGCUUCAUUAAAUUAAAGGCGGUCGGUGGCGAUGUCGCACGGCCCGUCUGAAUAUCUUCAUGUCUUUUAAUGUGUUCCUCCGCUUAUCAUAUUGUAUGCUUUAAAUUUCGAGUGAAUGUGAUGUAAAUUUUGUACACUGCCGCCGAUGUCGGUUCGCUCGGUCAGUUUUUUAGUUCGUAAGACUCUGUCGGACGCGCACACCGCGAAACGCAACAACGGAUCCAUGUCCCGACACGGCACUCCCAUAUCAAAGUCCACUAAGCUCAAAUUAACCAGAUACGCGCUUAAAUCUUCUCAUUCGAAGACUGAAAUGUUGCCGCUCAAGAGUUCCAACGCUUUACUUAGGUUCGACGUACAGACGGACGGACAUGUGUGUGCAUAGGUUUGCUCGGUGUAGAUGUAUUUUAAUAUUACAGCAUCGAAACCACGAACUCGCGACAUUCGGUAAUUUAAGUCUCGACGAUCAUCACAUUGCUUGUUCAUAUUUGCCAAAGUUUCAGCUCACGUCAUUACCUGUAAUUCCUUAAUGUUUUAAUUACGUGUGACAAUCGACGAGGCGCUCGAUGUCGAAUACUAUAAUCUUAUUAUCGGUACUGAUCAGAGUACAAUGUGGAAAUCUUUAGAAUUGAUGAACAUUAACUUCUAGCGCAUACGGGAGCCGCUGGGUGUCGAACGACGACACGUGUGUUAGCGCAUUGACUAAUUGAAUGUCUCUGUAUGAGCACUUCGCGUGUUCGUAUCCGAGAUACACUGUACUACCAUUGAUAAAGCGCCUGGCGGUUCAGUAAAUUGAACAAAUGUUUAAGGAAAUAAAGUUUUUAGUCACUAGUG